This is a messenger RNA of Botrytis fragariae, 396 nucleotides long. RefSeq lists its product as uncharacterized. The record is from RefSeq and is a predicted model, not a curated record. The coding region runs from base 1 to 396 and encodes 131 amino acids. Lineage: Eukaryota; Fungi; Ascomycota; Leotiomycetes; Helotiales; Sclerotiniaceae. The transcript has a single exon.
AUGUCCGCAUGUCCAGCCUGCGACCGUCCCCUCGUCCUACCUCCUGCAUUUGCAUAUAUUGCUCUCAAGUUCCCUCGAAUUAGAGCCUCUCUCGAUUGUGAUCGCACAUUGCCGCGUUGCAAAGAAUGCGAUCAAGCAGCAGCUGAAAAACGAGCCGCUGAUGCAAUCCUCCCGCCACCGUAUUAUAUCAAUCCUGUCGCGCAAAUCAAGAAACAAAUCGACUUGUCGCAAGAAUUGAUCAAGGCAGGAGUGCGGCGAGAAGAACUGGAGAUGGAACUUCCUGCUUUAAUGAAAGAAGGGCUAUUAAGAUUGCAGAACAGGAAUGCAAACAUGCGAAGUGCCUGGCAUGAAUAUUGGGAGAUUUGGGGAUGGCAACAAGGACAACCUCGACCUUGA